AUGUUUGGGCGCGAUCGCGUGUUCAAUACGCCGUUGAGCGAGCAGGGGAUUGUGGGCUUUGGGAUUGGCAUGGCGGAUAUGGGGCAUACGGUGAUUGCAGAGAUCCAAUUUUCAGACUACAUCUUUCCGGCAUUUGAUCAGUUGGUGAACGAGGCGGCCAAGUACAACUAUCGAUCGGGAGGCCAGUUUGACGUGGGCAGGUUGACGGUACGCGCGCCUUGUCAGGGGGUUGGACAUGGUGCGUUGUAUCAUAGCCAGAGCGUCGAGCAGUUUUUCAUGGGUGUGCCUGGCCUGAAGGUGGUAGUUCCCAGAAGUGCCGUGCAGGCGAAAGGCUUGUUGGCGGCUAGUGUAAGGGAGCCGAAUCCCGUGGUGUUUUUGGAGCCAAAGAUGCUCUAUAGGAGUUCCGUCGAGGAGGUGCCACUGGACGAUUUCAGCUUGCCAUUGAGCAAGGCUGACGUGGUUAUGAGCGGCCAAGAUGUUACCUUGGUUUCGUGGGGUGCUCCGCUGUAUGCGUGCGAGCAAGCGCUCUCGCUUUUGCGAAACCCACCCAACUCGAUCAGCCAACACAUUCCUCUCUCGAUCCGCGACGCCAAGGUAGAACUCAUCGAUCUACGUACCAUCCUGCCCUGGGAUCGAGAGACGCUCGUUCAGUCGGUCGCCAAAACCGGCCGAUGUGUCAUUGUCCACGAAGCUCCUGUGACCGCCGGUGUCGGAGCUGAGAUCGCCGCCGAGGUGCAGAAGAACUGCUUCCUUCACCUGGAAUCACCUAUCCUGCGCGUCGGAGGCUGGGACACCCCCUUCCCUCAUGUCGGCGAGCUGUUCUACAAGCCUGACGCAAUCAGGAUCGCCGAUGCGCUCGUCAAGUGUUUGACCUAUUGA
Messenger RNA from Mycosarcoma maydis (corn smut), 879 nucleotides. RefSeq names its product putative branched-chain alpha-keto acid dehydrogenase subunit e1-beta. The transcript has a single exon. NCBI's taxonomy places the organism in Eukaryota, Fungi, Basidiomycota, Ustilaginomycetes, Ustilaginales. Gene Ontology annotation, molecular function: catalytic activity. Gene Ontology annotation, biological process: branched-chain amino acid catabolic process; response to nutrient. The coding region runs from base 1 to 879 and encodes 292 amino acids. The record is from RefSeq and is a predicted model, not a curated record.